Molecule: messenger RNA, 5270 nt
Organism: Melopsittacus undulatus (budgerigar)
Lineage: Eukaryota; Metazoa; Chordata; Aves; Psittaciformes; Psittaculidae
Gene: CHRFAM7A
Product: CHRNA7 (exons 5-10) and FAM7A (exons A-E) fusion
Exons: 10
Coding region: 99-1607 (502 amino acids)
Biological process (GO): nervous system process; synaptic transmission, cholinergic; monoatomic ion transmembrane transport
Cellular component (GO): postsynaptic membrane; acetylcholine-gated channel complex; neuron projection
Molecular function (GO): acetylcholine binding; acetylcholine receptor activity; acetylcholine-gated monoatomic cation-selective channel activity
Source: RefSeq, a predicted model, not a curated record
CCAGUGGCCCGGAUCCGCGGCCCGCCCGCGCCGCUUGGGGCUCGGCAGGAGGAGCCGCUGCGGCUGUGCCCGUCCCUGUUGGCGGUGGGUCUCCCGGGAUGGGCCUCCAGGAGCUGGCGGUGUGGCUGCUGGCGGCAGCGGGGCUUGUGCGCGAGUCCCUGCAAGGAGAGUUCCAAAGGAAGCUUUACAAGGAGCUGCUGAAAAACUACAACCCACUGGAGCGACCAGUUGCAAAUGAUUCCCAGCCACUCACUGUCUAUUUCACUCUCAGCCUCAUGCAGAUCAUGGAUGUGGAUGAAAAAAAUCAAGUAUUAACAACAAAUGUCUGGCUACAAAUGUACUGGACAGAUCAUUAUCUACAGUGGAAUGUGUCUGAAUACCCAGGAGUGAAGAAUGUCCGUUUUUCUGAUGGACUGAUUUGGAAGCCAGAUAUUCUUCUCUAUAACAGUGCUGAUGAAAGAUUUGAUGCUACAUUUCACACUAAUGUUUUAGUCAAUUCUUCGGGACAUUGCCAAUAUCUGCCACCAGGCAUAUUUAAAAGCUCAUGCUACAUAGAUGUGCGCUGGUUUCCAUUUGAUGUUCAGAAGUGUAACCUGAAGUUUGGAUCCUGGACUUAUGGAGGCUGGUCCUUGGACUUACAAAUGCAAGAAGCAGAUAUAUCUGGCUAUAUUUCAAAUGGAGAGUGGGAUUUAGUGGGAGUUCCUGGGAAGAGAACUGAGAGUUUUUAUGAAUGCUGUAAAGAACCAUACCCAGAUGUAACAUUCACAGUAACUAUGAGACGUAGGACUCUCUAUUAUGGACUCAAUCUUCUUAUUCCUUGUGUACUGAUAUCAGCACUUGCUUUGUUAGUUUUUCUGCUUCCAGCAGACUCAGGAGAAAAGAUCUCACUAGGUAUAACAGUUUUAUUGUCUCUGACUGUCUUCAUGUUACUUGUGGCUGAAAUUAUGCCAGCAACAUCUGAUUCUGUGCCCUUAAUUGCUCAGUAUUUUGCCAGCACUAUGAUUAUUGUUGGUCUUUCUGUUAUUGUCACUGUUGUUGUUCUACAAUACCAUCAUCAUGAUCCAGAUGGGGGGAAAAUGCCUAAAUGGACAAGAAUCAUCCUUCUCAAUUGGUGUGCUUGGUUUCUGAGGAUGAAAAGACCAGGGGAAGAUAAAGUGCGUCCUGCCUGUCAACAUAACCAGCGUCGAGGUAGCCUAUCAAGUGUGGAGAUGAACACUCUGAGUGCCCAGCAAUCCAGUAAUGGGAAUAUGCUAUACAUCGGUUUCAGGGGGCUGGAAGGGGUUCACUGCACACCUACCACUGAUUCAGGAGUGAUCUGUGGGCGGAUGACCUGCUCACCAACAGAUGAAGAAAACCUGCUGCACAGUGGCCACCCCUCUGAAGGUGACCCAGAUUUGGCUAAGAUCUUGGAAGAGGUCAGGUACAUUGCAAACCGAUUCAGAGACCAGGAUGAAGAGGAAGCCAUUUGUAGUGAAUGGAAGUUUGCAGCCUCUGUAGUGGAUCGGCUCUGCUUGAUGGCUUUUUCAGUCUUCACAAUCAUUUGUACAAUUGGUAUUUUAAUGUCAGCACCAAACUUUGUAGAGGCUGUGUCUAAAGAUUUUGCUUAACUCCUAAUUACAAUCUGAUUCUCUGAAGUAUGAUAUGUAGCAAAUAAGAGUUGGGUUUUCUGUUUGCUUGCUUGUUUUUAAUGAGUAUACUGCUUCUCAUUCUGUGCUUUCUUUUGCCCCCCCCUCUGGUUCUGAGUUCAUUUUAGAAGAGUGGCACCAUUUCAGAAGGAAAGCCAAGGAUUUCUCCCUGUGCUGCCUUUGCACAGCUCCUCUGACAACUCUUCUGUGGGACCGAUGCAGUAUUUGGAAGUCCCUUCAGAAUGACAGGGUAUUUGCACUACCAUCUUUUACAUAUUUUUGAACUGGCUAUCACAAAAUAGCAGGUAGGCAAUGCCAGAAAUGUCACUUCUUCCAAACCUGGUUAUAAAAGACAGAAGGUGGUCCUACUUGAAUGAGCAAGCGUAAACACUUCUGUUUAGGAGAGGAUUAAAUCCAAAUGUAAGCUCAAACUGCAGAGAGAAAGCGAGAAAUAGUUUGCUUUUCAGCUACUGCUUCUGACUGAGUUGAGGUAUGUAGCUCUCCAGCUCACUUAUAACCAGUCAGAACCUUAACUCCCUCCAUGCAUUUUACAGACAUACCAGAAAACUGUGAGCUAAAAUUAUACACCACAUAACUUGUCCUUCUGUAUCUUUCUAGAUUUGACCUAUGUAUUUGGCCUGAAUUCUUAAGCAGGCUUCACAGUCAUUUUUGCAGUGUUUACUACUUCUUCCUUCUCCCCAAAAAGACAUUCUUUCAACUGAUGACCUUUUUAACCAUUAAAAAGAAAGGAAGGAUGCCUUUAUUCUCACUUGUUAAAAAAAAACAACCCAAAGCAACAAAUCAACCAACCAAAACAAAAACAAAACAACCCCAAACUCACAGAAAACCCUCAGGAAAAAAUAACCCAAACCACACACUUGUCUCUCUACUAUUAAUCAUAUUUCAGUGUGGAAAAGUGACACUCAAGUGUCUUGUACAGGCAAAAGCAUAAAUGAAGAAUCUAAAGCAAAAAAAAAAAAGCCGUUAAAUCCUGAAACUGAGGUUUUAAUUUAAAAAGUUAAGAGUUUGAUCUGUUGUAUGCUUAACCUUUCAUAGACUUCCUUCUGUUGAGUCACCAUAAUGUGUUUUUACAAGAAAAUUGCACCUUUUCUGCUCAGUUUAUCCUCCAAACAGCACUAAUGAAUAAUAAGGCUUUCUUGGGUCUGAUAUAAACUAUGAACUGUAUAUACAUAUACAGACACUGCAGAUACAUCAAAGGAGAGGUUAAGACUUAAAUACAAAUUCUCUUAAUCUAGACAAACGUUUGCAAAGGUAAAACUAAUAGUUCAUCACUUUAUGUUAUUUCUGAUUCUGAAAUUCUCCCAUCAAAAUAUGCUUAGUUUUCACAUGAUGGCUUAAUGAAAAUGGCAGAGCUGAGAAUACCAGGGCCUGAAUCUUCAUGUGUACAGAAGAGCUGAGAACUGGUCUCUUGCUGGUGCACCAGUAUUCCUGACCAGUGAUAUAAGUGGUAAAAGAUGUGGGGGAGGAUUGCUUUAGCAUUGACUGCUUGCUUUAUCCUACAGAACCCCAACUCUUUGGCUGAGGUCUUCAGAGAUGCAAAUGGAGGCCUGUUGUUGUACCAUGUUUUUACUGUGAAAUAAACUCAAGUCCUCAGUUUAUCUCAUAUGCUGAAUUAAAAUAGUGAUUGGAAUGCUUAUUCUCCCUAGGAAACAAUUCUUUCUCAGAGUCUGCUACCCUGAGAGCAGAAAAAUCAAAUUUCAUGUAAACCAAGCUCAAAGUCACCACAGGUACAGUCCAUCAUGGAAGUGAACACCUCACUGAAGUACCUUCAUGCUAGACAAAAGGGAAGAUGAGUGAAAGGAAGGCAGGACAUUUCUCACAGAACCUUGUCUUCCUAAGGUUCAUUCAGAAUGUCACACAGCAAAGACAUGAGCAAAGCAUUCAAAUCCUUCUUAAAAUUUCAUCUUGAAAUCAUGUCUUAGAGUUAUCUGUGAGGAAGUUAAAUUUUCAGGAACAAUUACUAAGAAUUAGCCACAAAGUAAUUCCUGCAAAUAGUUUCUACUUUGUAGAUUGCACAUGAACAGGAGAAUAGGAGUCCAAAACCUGAAACAUGAGUUUUGUUCAGCUGUGGGUAACUACACACAUCAUGUGGCAUGUGCUUUUGUUCUGAGUAAUGUUUCUAGGCUAGGCUUCCUGAUGCAAAUGUUGAUUUACAUUGGUAUUUUUUCUUUCUGCAAGUAUCCCUAAGGAGCUACACAAAACGUUCCAUUUAGUCUUCGUAAAUUUUCAGGGUCCUCUUGGAAAAGAAUUUUUCAAGGUGAAAUGAAGACAUCUGGGGGCUACCUUGUACAACAGGACACAGCUACUGCAAUCAUAAUACCAUGACACGUGUAAUAUAGGAGGCAUGAGAGUAUCCCUCUUUCCACCAGAAUCUAUUUACAGCAUCUGUAGAAAGCAUCUUGCUAAAUACUGGAGGUUUUUACAGAAGGAUGGAGAAAACAAUUUGCAAUUUGUCAGUAAACUUAAUUAUCAAUGACAGACAUGCCUACGCUUAAAAAAAACCGGACUGUUUAGUGAAGUCCUGCCAAGUCUGUAACAGUGAGUUUGUAAUACUGUCAGUGAAUACCAGGUAUUAGACAAAGUAGCUGUUAGACACCAGUGCCAUGCCUACACUGCUGCCAUUAUGGUUGGCAGGAUUAAUGAAAAUACACCAAGGGACAGGAGAAUCCUUAUCAGCCUACUGUUAACAUGACCUGUAAACAUUUGGUGAUAAGAUUAUUAUAAAUUUUAAAUACAACAGUGACAACUUCUCAGUUAUGUUAUUUUGCAUCUAUGAGUUAAUUUUUUCUGUGACUGAGCUGAGCAAAAUUGGUAUGUUUCUUGUCAAAUGUGUGUGUCUUAAAUAUAUUUGUGUAUGUGCUAAAGAGUAUUUUGAUCUAAAUAUUAGGAAAAAAAACAUUUAUUUACAAUUCUGGGCAUAGAAAUGGAAAUUAAAACACUGUGUACAGUAUGUGUAUGUAAUAUUAAAGAUAACAUAUUGAUGGUAAGGAUGUUAUAAUCUUUAGAGUGCAGAGAGAGGAUAAGCAAGUGGUUCACUGCAAUUAAGCUAUGACUUGUCUGACCAUUUCAAAAGCUCACUCUGGAGCUCACCUGUCAUGUACAAUACUAUGUGUGAACAAUGUAUAUUACUUUUUCUGAUUUUUUUUUAAAUAUUGAAUUGUAUUGAAUAUUUAAAAGACUUUUUACUAUUUUAAAAUUUUUAUUUAAGUGUUAAUGCCAAAAAAGUUCCAAAUGUAAAAUUUUAAACAGUUAGUUUUAAAUACAGGUAAAUUAUUUAAACAGUAUUAAAAAAGUUAAUUAUUUUAUACAGGAAUAGAUAAUACUAUGUAAGACUCUUUUUAAAAGUUUCUUUAAAUUCUCCCUAUAUUCUCUUUAGCUGCAGGAUGUAAUUAACAGGUUACAAUUACAAUUUGAUUAUGAUUUAGCUUUCCACCUUCUUUAACUAGAAAAGAAGGGAAACCAAAGCCCCAGAUUUUGUUUCCUUUCGUUAUACUAUUUUUUACAGUAAGAAACAUGGCAUAAAGGGCAUUAGGAAGAGAUGUUACAUCUGUCAGGUACUGAUCGCCAUAUAACAAACUCAGUACCUUCGCAGUCCAGUAUGAAUAAAAGAUUUAGAUCAAGAAA